GCAACUGCUAAAUCAUUUGUCAUUCAGGUCAAUCGUCCCUUGUUUCACCAUCGACGCGUUAAGGACUGUAAGACAUUUUGCUGCAGAUACUUCACUUGUACAACCGACGCUCUUCCAGGAACCCAACUUCGCCAACCAGGCGGCCCAGGGAAUCCUAGUAAACUUUCGUCUUCCCCAAGAACAACGAUAUCCCAGUCACUAGGAAGCCCCAGCAAAGAUGGACUUCUCCGCCGGUGGUGUAGGCGCGAUUCACCAAACAAACGCAGACAGUCUACAGCAGCAACAUCAACAUGAUCAACCUACAUGGCUUCAGCAACACCUGCCAUUGCAACAACCGUCGGGAAACAACGUUGCGCUGUUUGUGUCACCAUCAGCCUUGACUUCAGCCCCCGCAGCCCCUUGGCUUACAGCGGAUCGACAAUCGUCAACCUCGACGCAAAAUACUAAGUCAUUGCAGGACUCACCUUCCGGCAACCUUGUUGAGUCUCUGUCCUCGCCGGAAAGUUCCGUGUCGUCGCCUGUUGGCCCCCAUACUUGUAAUCCGGCAAAGAAACCGCAGGCGGUUCAACCAGUAGACUCAACGGAGGCACGAAAACGCCGCAGAGGCCGGCCAAGGCUUUCGGGGACUAGCCAGCGCGCCGGGGCAGCAUCGACAGCUGCAAAAACAACAAAAAAGAGCAAACAGAAAUGUGCCUCAACCGCUUCAACAAGCGGGCUCGACGAGUUGAGCAGUCAUCUUAGCGGCGGCGACAGCAAGAGGAACAAGAUCCGCGCACGUAAUCGCGAGGCCGCGUAUAAGUGCCGGCAGAAAAAGCAAAAGGGUAUUGAGAAAUUGCAAACGCAAGAGGCGAUUAUCAAAGACAUUAAUAAGAGUCUCAACACCGAAGCGGCGAUGUUGCGCGACGAGAUCCUGAUGCUGAAACACAUGGUUCUCCAACAUGGUGGAUGCGGGUGUUCUUUCAUUGAGGACUAUAUCUCAGGCGCAGCUCAGAAUCUAGUGCAAUCUGGCACUAUGACCGAUGCUAUAACUGAUGGUGGAAACACGCAGACAAGCAGUCAGCCCUGCAUGACCGGGGCUAAUGGUGAGGGUUAUAUCGACUAGCAGGUAUUCGACAGGGACAAUAAUGCAGACGUUCCCUCUCUGGAUCGGAGAACGGUUUCUCUGAUCUCGACGACACCGCAGGUCACACCGCGGAAACCUCGUCUGAAGGAGCUUCGAUUUUUUGCGCGGAGGAAGGGAAGGGAAAACCGAGUACUUUCCGAAUCUUGUGGGUUAGUUGGUAUCGAUCAGCAGUUAACAGGCAGGGGUCCAUUUGUGUAUAUUGAUGAGCGUAAUGAAUGAGAGGAUGAUGGUGUUAGAUUGACGCCUGUGUCCGGAUUAAAGGCUGUCAAAACUACAAUACUCGCAUAAAUGUAAUAUGCAAAAACCGGUGAGAACGGGUAGAUACAAGACAGAACCCCGCUUCGACCGGGAUGGGGAGAAUCCCUCAAUCAAGCACAACAACCACUCUUUGAUCAAUGAACCCAGGUGUAUU
Colletotrichum destructivum is the source of this 1535-nucleotide messenger RNA. Its product is annotated as Putative basic-leucine zipper domain-containing protein. Gene Ontology annotation, molecular function: RNA polymerase II cis-regulatory region sequence-specific DNA binding; DNA-binding transcription factor activity, RNA polymerase II-specific. Gene Ontology annotation, biological process: regulation of transcription by RNA polymerase II. Lineage: Eukaryota; Fungi; Ascomycota; Sordariomycetes; Glomerellales; Glomerellaceae. The record is from RefSeq and is a predicted model, not a curated record. Bases 218 to 1102 code for a protein of 294 amino acids. The transcript is spliced from 2 exons.